Messenger RNA from Lachancea dasiensis, 2082 nucleotides. The record is from the annotation of a GenBank genome assembly. Lineage: Eukaryota; Fungi; Ascomycota; Saccharomycetes; Saccharomycetales; Saccharomycetaceae.
AUGAACAUUGAACAUCUUCAAGAGGAUUUUUCGAAGCUACUGCUGAUCCAAACCACGUCCUUAUCUCGUAACCUUAAGGUUUUAGCUUGUUGUGCCGAAAUAGGUGAGAGUCAUUACCUACGUAAUACGCAACCGCUAAAUUUACACUGUAGAAUAAAGCCAUCCAAUAGUCCACGAGUUGAUUCCACCAGUGUAAUCAUGCCAAAUCUGAUCCCGGUCAUGUCGAAAGCCAACGGAGUUGGGGGCGUGAGGACCACUCUCUCAGAAAAUGAUGCGCUCAAUCUUAGUCUGGGAAGCCUAGGUUUGCCAACUGGCACUUCUGGCGGUACCACAGGUCAUGAGGGAGCUAGUAGCCACGUUCAAGGGCCGCAUAAUGCUACCAAGCUCAACAGUGCAUCCAGAAAUACAGUAGUAGGGGCCCCAACGCUGGUGGAUAUUUUGGAGGCUACUGACACGCCAUCAAAUCUCGGUUCAAACACAAGCAGCCAUCCUACGGUUGAAAGCCAUGUUACGCCGCUUGGAAACGACAGGGCUUCAGCAUAUACGGGCGCGGCUACUAUAUCUAACUCCGCUACGCGAAAUACGAACAGCUCAAACUCACCGGCGCAUUUUGGCAUUGUUCCUCAGGUGGCGAGCGGCCCCGGACUGGUUUCUGGAGCUUCGAAUUCGACCACGUCCAGCGUGCAAUUGUGCCAACGCAUGGACGAGGUAAGCGCGCGCAUGAUAGCCAUGGAAGAAAUGUUCAACAAACUUUGCAGCAAGAUAACGGAUCAAGAAACUACAAUCCAGCACCUGCGAUUACAAAGUGAAAGGUUUUUGACCAGCAUUUUGAGCGAGGUUCGCCAGGUUAACCACAGCAUUCCGGUCCUGGAGAACCCAGAUGACAAUGAAAAAGAUGGAUUUGUCACUGAUCUACUAAAUUCCAUUACCAACGUGAGUUCCAACUACCUGAAGAAAGUGAAUUCCAAGAACACUCAGAAGUACAAACGCCAGCGUUCUUCCUUGAGCGAAUCUGACGGCGGGGCUUCGAAGCAUGAGAGCAAUCGUAGCGAAGCUGCUCCCCCACAUACCCAACUAGCACAGCAGCCACAAACCAAACUAGCAUAUCAAACACAUCAAGCACAGAAAUCUCAGCAACAGUCGAGCGUAGCUGCCUCUCUAGGUACAAGCAUCCCCCAACCGCUGCAAGCCCAACUAUUCAAGUUGAAUCCGAACGGGAUCAAACGUCGCAGGGCCAACACCACCUCAAACAAUGACCUGACAGGGUCUCUUGAUGCCAACCAAACAUUUUCACCACUAGGAGGAGUUGGCUCCAUGAGCUUACCUAACAUGACUCUAGAAAAGGGUGCUCUAUCUGGGAGGAGUGGGCUGCAGCCAUCUGUGCUAGAGGCUGGAAACUCGAGCUUUAAGGCUCGCCCGCGAAGUAUAGACAUACGGGUAGGUUCUGAGCGUAGUAUCGAGACAGACUCGUCGGAUGAUGACGAAGACGGAUAUCAAGAAGAUGAUGAAGGCCAUAACACCGAGGAAUCCGAUUCACACUCGUUUCGUCGUGAAUACGCUCACGGCUCCGCGAACGAAACACAUCAGAUCAAUUACGAUACUGAAUACAGCAAUUUUCUGGAACCGGUGAGCCAGGGCAUGACUAGAUCGAGCAGCCACAAGACGCUGCGCCAGCUACCGAUCUCCAAGAGCCAGAAUCGAAAUACACACAGGACAAGUCUCGGCACCGGGAAAGUCAGACACAGCUCAAGCACACGCGACAGGGAUCUGGAUUACACGCUACUCAAAGCCCCUGCCAAUGUGAGGGCCAUUUGGAAAGAAUACACAGAGGGAAUAGAUGGAAAUCCGUCGGUUAAGUUUCUGGAAGAAGCUUACGGGAACAAGUGGCGGGUGAAAAAAAAUGUCAAAACAUUUGCAAGGCGCAAACGCUUAUAUAAAUUCAUCAUCAACGGCAUGAAGCGAGGGCACACCUCAGAUGAAAUGAUAGAUUUGUUGGAAAAGAGGCGUGUCUACAGGAACGAGCAAGGGGAAGUGAAGAAGCGCACCAUUGGAUGGUUACAACAGAGCCUGAGCGGGAUCUGA